Acanthosepion pharaonis is the source of this 1188-nucleotide messenger RNA. The record is from the annotation of a GenBank genome assembly. Lineage: Eukaryota; Metazoa; Mollusca; Cephalopoda; Sepiida; Sepiidae.
AUGUCUUUCUUGACCAUCACAAAGCAUUUGGCCCGUUGUGCCACACGGAUUCUUAAAAGAAAUGUUUUUUCUUCUGGUCAGAUGCCGUCCAAAUUAACGCGUGCACAAAUGGCAACUUUUACCUAUGUGCCCGACACAGCACCGAGUGAAUACGGUGAAACAAUGAAAAUGAACUUAUUUCAAAGUAUCACAAAUGCCAUGGAAAUUGCUUUGGAAUCUGAUCCGACUGCAAUUAUUUUUGGAGAAGAUGUUGCUUUUGGAGGUGUUUUUAGAUGUACUGUUGGAUUGAAAGACAAAUUUGGUAAAGAUCGAGUAUUUAACACCCCCCUCAGUGAACAGGGAAUUGUUGCUUUUGGCAUUGGGGCAGCAACAACUGGGGCCACUGCCAUUGCAGAGAUUCAAUUUGCAGAUUAUAUCUUUCCAGCUUUUGAUCAGGCAUUAUUUGCUCAUGUUGCAGGAUUAAAAAUUGUUAUUCCUCGAGGUCCUAUCCAAGCAAAAGGUCUCCUUUUAAGCUGCAUUAAGGACAGAAAUCCCUGUAUAUUCUUUGAACCCAAAAUCUUGUAUCGAUCAUCAGUAGAAGAAGUCCCAACUGGUGCAUAUGAAAUUCCUUUGUCAAAAGCAGAGGUCAUUGUUGAAGGCAAUGACAUUACAAUGGUGGGAUGGGGAACACAGGUCCAUGUGCUCCGAGAAGUUGCAACUUUGGCUGAAGACCGUCUAAAUGUAAGCUGUGAUGUGAUAGAUCUGCGUACAAUUUUACCCUGGGACAAAGACACUGUAGUUCAGUCAGUCCAGAAGACUGGUCGACUCCUUGUGGCUCAUGAAGCUCCAGUAACAGGUGGAUUUGCAGCAGAAAUUGCUUCAGAAAUUCAAGCUGAGUGUUUUUUGCACCUGGAAGCGCCAAUCGAGCGUCCAUUCUUCCUUAGCUUGGUUACCCUAAUCUCUAGUGGUUUUAUUGGCAUUAUCUACCAUCUCUCCUUCGUUAGGUCAAAAAUUUCACUUUCAUCCAUUUCUUUUUCUCCUCUUUCUUUCCUCAAGAUGACUUCUUUUGCUGUUGUCACUUCUGCUUCAUUUGAAUACCCAACAUGUUCCUGUUUUGUAUUCAUUAUUAACAGCAACUACAUAUGCUUAUUUACAAAUAGUCAUUGUAGAGUUUUUCCUAUCACAGUUCAGGCAUUACUUUUCAUAUAA